AUGACACGCAAUGAAUUUCCCUUUUUGAAUCUGCUCCUCGUCAGCAGAAGAGUUCGCAAUGAGAUCCUUCCAAUGAUCUUAUGGAAAUACUGGGUCCUCGUCCCUCGAUCAGACCCUCCACCCACGAUUCUUCCACACAAGGCAGGAUUCUGUCUCCGAAGGAUUUGUGUGCGCUGGAAGCAGAAGGAUGAUCUCAGAUUCGUGCGAGUCAUCAACGAGCAAGGCCAGCUGGAGUGCAUCGAAUUUCUCAUCAAUGUGGAGGUUAACCAGCUAUGGGAGAACAAAGCCGCCUUCCUUGGCGACUUCAGGAGAAACGUCUUCCGCGCCAGGAAGUGCUCGCUCAAAAGUAUCGAUAUCCGCCAUGAGAAUUUGGAGAAGAUGGAGAAGGCGCUUUGGAAGUUGGCAAGGUGGGAUAGGAGUUAUUCUGGUGGUAUGUCAUACCAGUAUACGAUGAGACUGGUGACUAGGCAGUGGGACUCGUGGGAAUGCAUGGAGGGGUUCUUCAGUUACUGGAGACGGAGAGUUAUGAGGGAGUGUGAGGAGAUGAUGGUAGGACUGGGUCGGAAAUGA
Messenger RNA from Lecanosticta acicola, 570 nucleotides. The record is from the annotation of a GenBank genome assembly. NCBI's taxonomy places the organism in Eukaryota, Fungi, Ascomycota, Dothideomycetes, Mycosphaerellales, Mycosphaerellaceae.